This is a messenger RNA of Fusarium sp. VM40, 453 nucleotides long. The record is from the annotation of a GenBank genome assembly. NCBI's taxonomy places the organism in Eukaryota, Fungi, Ascomycota, Sordariomycetes, Hypocreales, Nectriaceae.
AUGGCCUUGUCCGUUUCCAGUUUCCGAGAACAUACGCCAGAAUUCAUGCGGUUAUACCCUCUGGAAGGCGAGAUACGUUCGGGUGUUGGAGAUGGCCGAGCAGAACAGCAGGACGUCGAGACCAAAGACAUGGCAGAUGAGCUUGCAGCUAUCCACAGCCUGGAUAGUCUCUGUAAGAAGGUUCAAGAUACUCACACUCAGGCCUGCAACUCCAAGUACGGAAAUGCGGAUAAGUCUCUGGCUCAAUUAUCUGACAAGAGACUGAGCAAGAAUCCGGAGCUCUACCCCGAGUUGACAGACCUCAAGGCUCGCAUUCGAGACCACCAGACCUUGGAUGCAGGUGAGUUCGCUGAAUACAAGCACUGGUCUAAACAACUAUAUCGUGACACCCUGCGCAACUUCCUCGGAGUUGUCGUCACCACCCCUGUCAGUGCCAGUCCUCUUCUGGUCUGA